Molecule: messenger RNA, 339 nt
Organism: Ilex paraguariensis (yerba mate)
Lineage: Eukaryota; Viridiplantae; Streptophyta; Magnoliopsida; Aquifoliales; Aquifoliaceae
Source: the annotation of a GenBank genome assembly
AUGGAGGAAUUCGCAGUGAAUCAAGAGAUGAACCACUUGCCCUGCAACCACUUCUUCCAUCGUCACUGCAUUGCUUCUUGGCUUAAGAGAAGCAAGACUUGUCCUCUUUGUCGCUGCAAGGUGUCGUUGGGCAAACCAAAUCAGGCAAAUCCGGCAAAUCUCGGCCACGGCAGUCAGUUGCGUCGUGAGCUACUUGGAAGGGGCUUUCGGGUGAUUCGAUUGCCUUUUUCUUUCCCGUCCUCGGCUCCGUCUCGGGCUAAUGGGAAUGAUCAUCCUAAUGUGCGUGAUAGGAGGAGGAGAGUUGAUAACAGGGCUCUGAACUUCAACGAGAACGUGAAC